Molecule: messenger RNA, 2321 nt
Organism: Papilio machaon (common yellow swallowtail)
Lineage: Eukaryota; Metazoa; Arthropoda; Insecta; Lepidoptera; Papilionidae
Gene: HtrA2
Product: serine protease HTRA2, mitochondrial
Exons: 15
Coding region: 156-2264 (702 amino acids)
Biological process (GO): proteolysis; positive regulation of apoptotic process; programmed cell death
Molecular function (GO): serine-type endopeptidase activity; protein binding
Source: RefSeq, a predicted model, not a curated record
AUUUUCUCUUCUGUCAGUUCAGUCAAGCGGUUGCAAUCGUGGCGUAUGUUUGUUUUUGAGUUUAACUUGUUAUCUUAUCAGAAAUUCCGACGAGUUGUGUGUAUAUUAUAAUAGUGUUACCGCCCACGCUUUUCCGCUUGUAAACAAAUCCCAAAAUGAGCGGUAAAAUGUAUUUCGGGGGUGUUGAAGGGGGCGCGACACAUUCGAACCUGGUUAUCUGUGACGAGACCGGCAAGGUUGUAGGGCAAGCCAAGGGCCCCGGUACCAACCAUUGGGCCCUGGGUAUUGAAAAGUGCGCCUCACGCGUCAUCGCUAUGCUGCAUGCUGCAAAACAAGAUGCAGGCAUACCUAUAGAUAUGCCACUGGAUUCACUCGGACUGACGCUGUCCGGGUGCGAGCAGGACAGCAGCAACGCAGAGCUGGCUGCGCGUGUGCUAGAGGGAGACAAGUAUAGCGCUCGCAAGGUGUAUGUUGCGUCGGACACCGCCGGCUCGCUGUUCACUGGGGCGCCCUCUGGUGGCAUGGUGCUCAUUGCUGGGACUGGUUCCAAUGCGUUAUUGCGCACUUCUGACGGCAAGCAACAUGGAUGCGGGGGGUGGGGGUACCUUUUGGGUGACGAAGGAGGGGCAUAUUGGAUAGCAUACCGCGCGGUGAAGACGGUGUUCGACGACGUGGACGGUCUUCGCGCCGCGCCGCAUCCCACACACCGCGUCUGGGAACUCAUCCGGGAACACUUCAAUGCAGACACCAGAGCUGACCUACUGCCGCAUUCUUAUAAACACUUCGACAAGUCAUAUUUCGCUGGUCUGACGGCCAAGCUGUCGCAGCUGGCGCGCGAGGGCGACGCGCUGAGCGCACACCUGCUGGCGGCGGGCGGGGCGGCGCUGGGCGCGCACAUGGCGGCGCUGUGCGCGCGCGCAGCUCUGCCCGCGCCCCGCCUGCGCGUCGUCUGCGUCGGCUCCGUGUGGCACAGCUGGCACGCGCUCAAGCCCGGCCUGCUCACCCAGCUCGCCGACAGACAGGUGAAAACUGAACUGGAAUUAGUCCGUCUGCGUGUAUCCAGCGCGAUGGGCGCGGCGUGGCUGGCAGCUAAACAGGUUAACUACGACUUGCCCAGAGACGACUCAGCAUUCUGUGACGUCUUUUAUACCUACCGACCUUCUGAGAUGCUCAAUGGUAACGUAAACGGUAAUAUUAAAAUUAACGGUAAGAUAGAAAACGGUUACCAAGGAUGUGGAUCCGGUGUUAUAGGUUACGUGAGUGUUAAGGAGAAAGUUUCAGCUGCUACUAUAGUGAAUGAUAGUUUAAAAGGUAGAAGAGAGAAAUAUAACUUUAUAGCAGACGUGGUAGCUGUUUCUGCUCCUUCAGUUGUGUAUAUAGAGAUCAAAGAUGGGAGACGACUGGACUUAUAUACCGGCAGUCCGAUAACACUGUCUAAUGGUUCAGGAUUUGUGGUGAAGGAGGAUGGAUUGAUACUGACAAAUGCUCAUGUUGUUGUCAACAAGCCUAACGCUAUAGUAGAAGUUAAACUUCUUGACGGUUCAACACACAAGGGUGUUGUAGAAGAUGUUGAUUUAAAAUCAGAUUUAGCAACACUCCGUAUUCCAGUUAAAAACCUACCAACAAUGAAGCUUGGCUCCUCUGCUGAUAUAAGGCCAGGAGAAUGGGUAGUAGCUAUGGGUAGUCCUUUAGCUUUAAGUAAUACAGUCACAGCUGGGGUAGUGAGCUCUGCCCAGAGAGCUAGUGAAGAGCUCGGAUUGAGGGGUAAAGAUAUGGUAUACAUUCAGACAGACGCACCUAUCACGUUUGGCAACAGCGGAGGACCACUAGUCAAUUUAGACGGAGAGGCAAUCGGAGUGAACAGUAUGAAGGUGAUGUCGGGGAUAUCAUUUGCCAUACCCAUUGACUAUGUCAAGGAGUUUUUAGCUAAGAGCCGUAGUAAGUCACCGCCGGUGUCAAAACGUUACCUCGGCAUCACGAUGCUUUCUCUCACACCCAACAUACUUAUCGAGCUCAGGAUGAGGAAUCCAGAGAUGCCUUCAGAUAUAAAGCACGGUAUCCUGGUGUGGAAGGUUAUCAUUGGCUCUCCGGCUUACAAUGGCGGACUACAACCUGGAGAUAUAAUAACAAACAUCAAUGGGAAACCAGUUUAUAGUGCGACAGACAUCUACUCCCUUUUAGAGAGUACUCUAGGCCGCUUGGAGCUGGAGGUGGUGCGAGGACACAAGAAGAUGUCUCUCACUGUCACACCCGAGAUACAUUGACUGGAUACUUAAUAAAUUAUCACCGGCAAAUCUCGAACACCGUCUAUUUGUUAUUCG